UUAACUUCUGUUGCCUAACAAAUUUGUUUCGCUAAAAUGGAAGAAAUGCGAUAUGCCCAUUGUGAUGGGCACACUGAUAUUUGCUAUGAUGAUUCUGGAAACUACAUUAUAACUUGUGGUACAGAUGGAGAUAUAAGAAUUUGGAAUGGCUUUGAAGAUGAUGAUCCACAAUCCCAUCAAAUGGGAAGUAGCGUGUCAGCUGUUGCUUUUAAGAAAGGUUUCAUCUACUUAUCAGCUGAUAGUUUCAAAGUAUCUGCAUAUACCUUUCCAGAAGCAGAAUUUGAUCAAAUUGUAGCCCAGUUCAGUACAACAGUAUAUCAUAUAGCAUGCAGUUAUGAUGGAAAACUAAUUGCUUCUGGUGGUGGUGAUUUCAUCAUAAAGGUUUUUGAUACAUCUGAUAAGUCAUUGGCUGAAUUUAGAGGUCAUGAUGGCCCAAUAUUAAGUAUAGCUAUUGAUCCCAAAGGAAAAUAUUUGGCAUCAUCUGGUUGUGAUGGUACAGUUCGUGUCUGGCUCUUAUCUAGUCAAGAAUGUGUAAAGACUUUAAAUUUGUUUAAAAAAAGUAAUGACUUCAAUACAUCAACAACAUUGUGCCGAUUGUCUUGGAGUACUGAUGGGCAGUUUUUAGCUAUUCCUGUUGAGACAGAAGUCUGUUUUUAUCAACGAGACACAUGGCAAUCAAAAUUUUCACUUUCUGAUGCGUGCAUUACAAAGACUCUUUCCAUUGUGACAUAUUCUCCUUAUGGGAAAUACCUUGCAGCUGCAUCUAUGAAUGGACAGAUGCUUGUUUGGGAUGUAGAAACUAAGAAAUGUGUUUCCAGGAAACUGCAUGAAAAAGAAUUGGCUGUUUGUGGUCUUGCAUGGCAUCCUUCUGGGAAGGAAUUAGCAUUUUGUGAUAUUGAGGGCCAGAUGGGAUUAUAUUCCAGCCCACUGAAUUCCGUUCCUGAAAAAAUUAUUGAUGUUCAAGAUAGUUCUCAACCAGCCAGUGAAGAUUUUGAGAUGAAUGACCUUGAUACAUUAGUUGAUGGGGAAGCUGUUGAAAUUGAUGAUGAUAAUGCAUUUGAUAUUGGAGCCAUUAAAGCUUCCCUUGAGCCAAAAAUAUUUGGGGAAGAUUCUGAGGAUAUUCCCGAGAUAAUAAAAACAGAGCCAGAAACAAAAAUCCAAAUUGUCGAAGCCCCCAAACCACCUAUUCAAAAACCUUUUCAACCAAGCUCAACACCUGUAAAUUUAGAUCGUCGUUUUAUGUUAUGGAAUAAUGUUGGCAUAGUUAGAUGCUAUGAUACAGAAGAAGAAAAUUCCAUUGAUGUUGAAUUUCAUGAUGCCACUGUCUAUCAUCCUUUACAUUUAAACAAUAUUCAUAAUCACACACUUGCAGCUCUGUCAACUGAAGCAUUACUUUUGGGUUCACCAAAAUCAGAUGAAACUACAAGUAAAUUAGAGUGUCUACACUUUGGAACCUGGGAUUCCAAUAAGGAGUGGAUAGUUGAAAUGCCAGAGAAUGAAGAAAUAGAGGCUGUUGCUUUAGGUGAUGGUUUUGCUGCUUGUGUUACUGACAAGAAGUUUAUAAGAUUAUAUACAAUAAGUGGAAUUCAGUGUGAAGUAUUCCUGAUGCCUGGACCUGUUGUUUGUUGCACAGCUAGAGGCAAUCAGUUGCUAGUAGUGUUUCAUAAAGGACUAGGAAUUGAGGGUGAUCAGUGUUUAAAUAUGAUGAUUGUCAAAGUUAAUCUUGAAAAGCACAGCAGUGUGAAAGAAUGCUUUCUUCCUCUUAGCUCCAAAUCGUUUUUAAGCUGGCUUGGCUUUACUGAUGAAGGAACUCCUUGCAUAGUAGACAGCUCUGGAAUACUUUCAUUGUUGAACACAUCUUGUGGUGUUAAAUGGAUACCAGUUGCAGAUACAACAGCUAAUAUGAAGGGUAAAUCUAACACUUAUUUUGUUCUUGGACUGUCUGAAAUAAAACAAGAAAUCAGGUGCAUUUUGUGUAAAGGUUCCAAAUAUCCUUCUUUAUUGCCUAGACCCAAUAUUGCUGUUCUUCCAUUUUCAUUACCUUUCUGUGAAAUGUCUACGGAUAAAGGAAGAUUAGAGGAAGAAAAUCAGAGGUAUGCCAUAGCUCACAAAUGUAUUGAAAUAUUGCUGAAAGAAGGAUUUGAUCUUGAUUCUGAAUCAAAUGCAAUUCAAAAGAAGCGAAUGGAUGUACUGUUGAAGAUGUUUGCUUUGGCAACAAGAACUGAUAGAGAAUUCAGAGCAUUGAAUGUAGCAGAGUUAAUGCCUAAUCCUGUAGCUGUUCAAGGAGCUAUUCGAUAUGCUACUCAAAGGCAUCGCAUUGCACUUGCAGAACGAUUAGGAGAAGUUAUGAGUCAGAAAAUGGCUAAAGAAGCUGAACCUGAAGAAGAUGAUGAUGAAUUUGAUCUGCCAUUCAGUGAAGAUCUAUCAACAUCUCUCAUUUCUGGAAAUACAUCAAUUCCAAAUUUGAGUGUUCCUUUGAAAGAGGCUUCAGUCUUAAAACCCAAGCCUCUCUCUAGAAUGAGAAGUAGUCAAAAUUCAGGAAAAUAUUCUGAAAAUUCUGACAACAGUCAACCUGAUGUUGAUGAGGAGAGCAGUGCAUGUUCUUCCAAAGACAUUUCUUUACAUGCGAAAUCUUCACCACAUACAAAUCCUUUCAAGAGUAAUACCAAACCUCAAGCUAAGAAAACGGAAAUUGGAAAUCUCAAUGGCAUUGAUGAAAUACUUAAUAAUAGUAUGAAUUCACGAAAUUCUACUGGAAACUCGAGUGAUAAGGGGCUUUUGCAACCAAAAAAGUCCAGAUUUUCUACAAAGAAAAGCAUUGCUCCAAAACCAUCUGUUAAUGGUGCUGUGGAGAAACAGAAAUUUGGUUUUGAUCUUUACCUGGAGGAAAACAGAGAAGAUAUUAAAGCUGCAGCACCACCUGAUGUCAGUGAAACAGAAUUGAUUAAAUUAGCCAUGAAAAUGUUUAAAGAACUUCCAAAAGCUGAAAAACAAAAAUAUCAAAAAAGCUCUACUUCCAAUGGCAUUACUGAAACAAAAAAUGAAAGUCUGCUAAAUGAUGGAAAUGCAUCUGAUGUGAAAGAAAACAUUUGUGAAGAAUUGUCAGAAAGUCCAAAAAGUUCAUCAGGAAAACGCAAAGGAAAUGAAGAAACAUCUGAGGAAAUUCCAGUCAAGUCUAAAAAAAUAAAAACUGAUAAGUUAUCGGAUACCACAAUCAGAAAAUUAACUCAAUUUGCUUUCACAAAAACUCCUAAAUAGUAUUGAUUUUCAAAUAUAUUCUCUGUAUAUAAAAAAGUGCCUUUAUAUGUUUCAGCGUUUUUAUUUAUUUUUAUACAAUAAAAGUAAUUCUAGAUGGUGUAAAUGAAUGUGUGAUGCUGAAUUAUUUUUUUGU
Messenger RNA from Argiope bruennichi, 3391 nucleotides. RefSeq names its product WD repeat and HMG-box DNA-binding protein 1-like (gene Ctf4). The record is from RefSeq and is a predicted model, not a curated record. Gene Ontology annotation, molecular function: chromatin binding; protein binding. Gene Ontology annotation, cellular component: nuclear replication fork. Gene Ontology annotation, biological process: DNA repair; DNA-templated DNA replication; mitotic cell cycle. Lineage: Eukaryota; Metazoa; Arthropoda; Arachnida; Araneae; Araneidae. The transcript is spliced from 27 exons. Bases 37 to 3258 code for a protein of 1073 amino acids.